Molecule: messenger RNA, 1818 nt
Organism: Ornithodoros turicata
Lineage: Eukaryota; Metazoa; Arthropoda; Arachnida; Ixodida; Argasidae
Exons: 2
Coding region: 1-1818 (605 amino acids)
Biological process (GO): DNA integration
Molecular function (GO): nucleic acid binding
Source: RefSeq, a predicted model, not a curated record
AUGGGGCUUGACGGCGUGGUCGUCUAUCUUGAUGAUAUUUUGAUUUUCGCCGCAACCAUGGAAGAACACGGCGGACGUCUCACAGCCGUACUACAGAGGCUCAGGCAAGCUGGGCUAAAAGCAAAACGGGGGAAAUGCAUCUUUGGCGUGCAAGAGCUUGAGUUUUUGGGACACAUCGUCAACACAGAAGGCGUUCGACCUUCUCACAGCAAAAUACAGGCUAUCGCCGAUGCUCCACCACCCACAAACAAAGCGCAGCUGCAGUCCUUCCUGGGCCUGCUGGCAUUCUACUGUAAAUACAUCAAAGACCGAGCUACGAUUGCAGAGAGUCUGCAGAGGCUUUUGGAUGCGGAAGCCCCUUGGCGUUGGGAAGAAAAACAUCGGAGGGCAUUCGACGAGCUGAAAGGAAGGUUGCUGUCCGCUCCUGUCCUCCAGCACUAUGACGAGAAGAAACCCCUUGUCCUGUCCCGUGACGGCUCGCCGUACGGACUCGGCGCAGUCCUGGCACAGCCUGACGAUCAAGGAAACGAAGCUCCAAUUGCAUUCGCUUCGCGCACACUGGGGAAAGCUGAGCGCAACUAUGCACAGUUGGAUAAAGAGGGCUUAGCCAUCGUGUUUGCAGUGACACACUUCCACCAGUAUAUCGCAGGGAGAGAAGUAAUCAUCUACAGCGACCACAAACCCCUACUGGGCAUCAUGGGCGCGGACCGCCCGAUUCCUGCAGUUUUAUCUCCACGUAUGACAAGAUGGCCGGGAAAACGCCAUCAAAACGCCGACGCCCUCAGCAGACUGCCUCUACCUCUAGAAGAGGAUGAACCGGCGGGACCUGGAGAUGUGCUCAUGAUCGAGGCAGUUUCCAUUCCCCCUCUCAUGACUUCGGCUAUUGCGCAGUCAACUGCACAGGAUACAACCCUCUCAAGAGUGUAUCAAGGUGUACAGUCGGGUUACGUCUCAGAUUGGACCGGGAAAGAUUUUCUGCCCUUCAACGUAAGAAGGAACGAACUUUCUACCCACAAAGGUUGCUUACUUUGGGGUUCGCGAGUGGUUAUUCCCCCAGCGCUACAGUCGCAAGCUCUCACCCUGCUCCACGCUGGCCACAGAGGAAUGACAGCCAUGAAGCACGCUGCAAGAAGUUAUUUCUGGUGGCCACAACUCGACACCGCCAUCGAGAACGCCGUAAGCAGCUGCCACACGUGUCAGCGCUAUGCCAAGUCUCUGCCAAGACAACCACCACCACCGUGGUCUCGUCCUCGUGUCGCUUGGUCUGUCCUCCACAUGGAUCUCGCUGGACCGAUUCACGGCCAAUCCUACCUUGUUGUAGUUGACGCCGUCACGAAGUGGCUCGAGGUGCGACCCGUGUCCACCGCAACAAGCUCCACCCUCAUCGACGCGCUACGCGCCAUCUUUGCCACUUUCGGACUUCCGCAACUCGUGGUCAGCGAUAAUGGUACCGCCUUCGUUUCCAGCGAGAUGAAGUCGUUCUUCAGCCGCAAUGGUAUCCGCCACGUAACCAGCGCCCCUUAUCAUCCCGCUACAAACGGCCAGGCGGAGAGGAUGGUUCAGGAGCUAAAGCGGGCCCUGAAGAAACACACCCAAGGAAGUAUUCAGUGUCGUCUGUCGAGAUUCCUCCUGAACCAGCACACGACAGCGCAUGCGGUAACCAAGGAGACGCCAGCCAAACAAAUGUUUGGAAGGGAAUUGAGGACUGCCCUGGACGCAAUUCACCCGCAUUACGAGGACUCGCCCCCCGACACCCAAGCCCAGCUUGACGACCACUUCAAGGUCGGCCAGACCGCGUGGUUCAGGACUCACCAAUAA